AUGUUCAGGCUGCGAUUUCUUGUAGCUCUUCUUCGAUUGUGCAUCUCCGUUCUCGCAGCACCGUUGUCCAGUACGCCAUCUCUGGGACUCCUCAACGGCAAAACCCUCAAUCUAGCACCUCCAACAAACCUUAGCCUGCACGACCAACCCAACUUAGGAGUCCUGCCCUCGGAUCCACUCUUCCGCCACAUCCCGGGCUCCACCGUCACCAUAACCUUCCGCAACUACACCAUCACCAUCAGCCGCUUGGACUCUAAGCGAUGUGUCGAAGCAGCCUUAGGGGACGUCUUGACUCAUGGAGACCGACGUUACACCAAAGUCAAUACGCCUCGAGAGUACGCAUGGGGAACGGUGGAGCUGUCGAUACUUCCCGAAGACGCCAUGCGAUGGGUGGAGUUGUCGCACCUGGUACAGUCGAUCCAGGCAUGGUUAAAGGUGUAUGAUUCAGUGGAUAUGAAUUUUGAUGUCCUCGUGGACGGAGUGGGGAGAGUGGGGACAGGGCGGUUGGCGAAUGUCAUUUAG
Molecule: messenger RNA, 522 nt
Organism: Letharia columbiana
Lineage: Eukaryota; Fungi; Ascomycota; Lecanoromycetes; Lecanorales; Parmeliaceae
Exons: 2
Coding region: 1-522 (173 amino acids)
Source: RefSeq, a predicted model, not a curated record